Molecule: messenger RNA, 1044 nt
Organism: Penicillium maclennaniae
Lineage: Eukaryota; Fungi; Ascomycota; Eurotiomycetes; Eurotiales; Aspergillaceae
Product: 2-hydroxyacid dehydrogenase
Exons: 1
Coding region: 1-1044 (347 amino acids)
Molecular function (GO): NAD binding; D-lactate dehydrogenase (NAD+) activity
Source: RefSeq, a predicted model, not a curated record
AUGAAACUCGCCGUCUUCAGCGCGAAAUCGUAUGAUCGCACCUACCUGGAUCAAGUCUUGGGCGAGCAGUUCGCUCGGCUGGGUAGCAUCGAAUAUUAUGCCUUUCCGCUCUCCGAAGAGACGGUGCCCUUAGUCAAAGGCUGUGAUGCCGUCUGCGUCUUCGUCAACGACACUCUGCACGAGCCCGUAUUGCGUGCAUUGCAUGCGGGUGGCGUACGCGCGGUCCUACUGCGCUGUGCAGGCUUCAAUCACGUCGACCUGAAGACCGCCGAAGCGCUCGGUCUCUUCGUCGCCAACGUACCAGCUUAUUCCCCCGAGGCCGUCGCCGAGUUUGCGGUGGCCCUGAUCCAGACCCUGAAUCGCAAGACGCACCGCGCCUACAAUCGGGUGCGGGAGGGCAACUUCAAUAUUGAGGGCUUGCUGGGCACCACGCUGCAUGGGAAAACCGUCGGCAUCGUCGGGGUCGGGCGGAUCGGUCUCGCAGCGGCUCGCAUCUUUCACGGCUUCGGGUGUCGACUCCUCGCUCACGAUCCCUUUGCUGGGGAAGAAUUUCGUCAGUAUGGCACCCUGGUUGAUCUCGACCGUCUGCUGCAAGAAAGCCAUAUUAUCAGCUUGCACUGUCCGCUGACCGAGGAUACGCGGCAUAUCAUCAAGUCAUCCACCCUGUCACGGGUUCGGCCCGGCGCUCUUCUGGUCAACACGUCGAGAGGAGGGCUGAUCGAUGGGACAGCAGUCAUGGAGGCCCUCAAGACCCAUCGUCUCGGUGGACUCGCUUUGGACGUGUACGAAGCCGAAGGCGGGCUCUUCUACAAUGACCAUUCGGGCGAGAUCAUCGACGACGAUGUGCUCAUGCGUUUGAUGACAUUCCCCAAUGUCAUCAUCUGUAGCCACCAGGGAUUCUUCACCCACGAGGCCCUGACCGAGAUUGCUACGAUUACCCUGCGCAACUGGGCGGACCUGGUAGAUGGACGCUCGUGUCCCAAUUCCUUGGUAACUGAGGGCCAUGUACUGGUUCGUGCGGACACGGCCCCGGUUCGAUUGUGA